This is a messenger RNA of Rotaria sp. Silwood1, 261 nucleotides long. NCBI's taxonomy places the organism in Eukaryota, Metazoa, Rotifera, Eurotatoria, Philodinida, Philodinidae. The record is from the annotation of a GenBank genome assembly.
AUGAGUACAUUAUAUGAUAUUGUUACUUAUUUUCUACUAUCGAAUCAAACAAAAGUAUUUACACCGACUGAUUUUAACACAAUUCGAGCAAUUGGUAGUUUAUUUUAUAAUAAUGACUUAAUAAAAUUAAUUUUAACAUAUGUAUUUAAUCCAACACAAUUAGGAUUUGAUAUUAAUAAUGAAGAAAUUAAUAAGAAAUUACUUGAAAGAAUUCUUAAUUCACUUAAAUCAAUGACAACUCAUUUAGCUGAUCAAUUAUAA